Molecule: messenger RNA, 1964 nt
Organism: Perognathus longimembris pacificus (Pacific pocket mouse)
Lineage: Eukaryota; Metazoa; Chordata; Mammalia; Rodentia; Heteromyidae
Gene: Ciroz
Product: chromosome 7 C1orf127 homolog
Exons: 11
Coding region: 1-1548 (515 amino acids)
Biological process (GO): heart development
Source: RefSeq, a predicted model, not a curated record
AUGACCCUGAAGCCCCAGAGCAACGGCAAGGUGGAGUGCUUCUCGGACUACAUGGCCCUGCGGAUCCCCAGGCCCCGGGUGGAGGGGCUGCGGCAGUGGCUGGCCCGCGCCCUGCGCCCACCAGGUACCCGCAGGCCCCCCGGCAGCCAGGGCGCGCUGCUGGCCAAGUGCGGCUACCUCCUGCGUCCCGAGUCCGAGGGUCACUUCGUUUUCCGGGCACUGUACUCGGCCUGCUUUGUGCAAAAGGAGAACGCAAAUUACAGGCUGGAGAUCAGAAUCUUGCGCAAAAGGGUGAAGGGGUUGGAGCAGAGCGAUCGCUACAUAAUGAAGUGUCCCGCGGUCCCGACCAGGCCUGGCCAGCUGAGCGUCCUCUGUAGUCCCUCCUUCAUUCAGGUCUCUCGGCCCCUGCCCCUGAGGAACCACAGCAGACAGACCCCGUGGUUGCUGUCCCUUCGAGGGGAGAUGGUGGCCUCUCUGGAGGAUGCCAGCUUGAUGGGGCUGCGCGUGGCUAUCAAUGUCACCACGGUCACCGUGCGAAGCCCCAGGCGAGGCUUUCUGCAGAGACACGAGGUGCAGAACGUCUCCAUGGAGCUGCUGCCGCUCUGGCUGGUGGGGGGACCCUAUGCCUACUCCCUAGAAGCUGCCUGUCCGCCAGUGUCACCCCAGCCGGAGUCGGAGGUCUUUGUUCACAUUCCCAAGCGGAGGCUGGGGCUCAUUCGAAGAGGACGCCUGGUGGAGGGCGCGCUCAGCCUGAGCUUCCUCCGCGUGCAGCCUUCGGACCCCACGGCCGUGAUGGAGAACGAGGAUUUCCUGGUGGUCGGCCUCCCUGCCGCCGCCCUGCUGUUCCGGGCGCAGUCUUGCCAGGAGUCCCGGGGAGUCCCAGGGGCGCGAGCUUCCUACAGGGUGGACCUGAGCCUGGAGUUUGCCGAGUCCCUCACCCCGGUGCUCUGGACCGUGGAGAAUUUCUUCCAAUGCGUGGGUUCGGGAGCGGAGUUGCCUGCCUCGACGGCCACACCCAGGAUCCCUCCAUCCAGCUCAUCCUCAGGACUGGAGAACCUUCCAGAAGGAACGCCGUCGGCGGCCUCCACCCAGCUCCAGCGCCCGCGGCUGGCCGGGGCGUGGCGGACACCAUCGCUGUCGGCGGCCGGCCCCCCAGGAGGAAGCCGGGCCUCCACCGCACCUCUUUUGUCCAGAACAACUCAAGAUCCACGUGGUCCCCAGGCUCCUCCGGGGAAAUCGGGGCUCCUUCCGUCUCCCUUGCCUCCAGCCACGCUCUCCUCAGCGCCCGCAGCGGCUGCCCGGGCGGAGCCCUUGCAUCCAGUCUCCCAGGGCCCCACUGCCCCGACCACGGCCUCUUCUCCACGGCUGCCCUGGAGGUCCGACAGCUCCAGGGUGCUCCUGUCUGCCACCCCGAUGGAAGGUUCAGGAACAAGGAGGCCGGAGCAGGACCUUGCCCAGCCAGCAGGAAGCCCGGGAGCAUUGCCCGGGGCGUGUGCAUCAACAGCAGCCGCAGGGGCCGACAGCGCAUGCGCUGCCCGUGGGUCCUGAGCCGUGGCACAUGGGGGGGGGGGCUCCUCAGAGGCCCCCGUGCUCUGCCCCCCUGGGGGUGAGUCCAGAGGGAGGACCUGGGCCUGCCGGCAGGAAGGGGCGCUGGGCUCUCCAGGGCCGGCCCAGCCCCGUUUCUGGGCUCAUUCUCACGGGCCAAAGGGGCUUGACGGCGUGGGAGGCGUGGCCCAGGGGGUAGAGCGCCAGCCAAGGAGCAGAGGCGUCCCCGGGGACUGCGAUCUGAGGACUGUGGUUCGAAGCCAGCCCAGGAAGGAAAGUCCCUUACCGACAGGUCACCACCAGGACACCCGAAGGGGGCGGCGCUGCGGCUAAAGUGGUAGAGCGCCAGGAAGCCCAGGGCAGCGCCCAGGCCCCGAGUUCAAGCCCCGUGACCAGCCACAGCUACAAAAAGAUCGGAA